ACUCGACCGCAUAUUCGACUCGCCGAGAACUUGCUGUGCACUCCACAAGUGCGUGCCGCGGGCCAAACUUUCUUCACGAUGGUUUCAGCGAAGUAGUCCAGUUGUGCGAGUGUUGCUGUCUCGAUAAAAUUAAGUUCGAAAGCUAUACAAGUGACCGAGUGACCGUAAAAAUGUGGAACUACUGCACAAAUCGUCGGUUUUUUGUGAUCUGCCUCUAACACUGGUCGUGAAGAUACUUUUCUCAACAGACAAAAAUCAUGCCGCUGUUCGCACUCAUUUCAUUGUUAAGUAUUGUACAGAUUGGUAGUUCAAAUGAAAUUCUUGGCAAAAUUAUUUUUGCUAACAUUCUUUUUCGACAUGGAGAUAGAACACCUGUUGAACCAUAUCCUAAUGAUCCAUACAAGAACGAAAGUUUAUGGCCAGUACCAUUUGGUCAGCUAACUAAUCUUGGAAAACAUCAGCAUUUGAUUUUGGGUAAAUGGCUUCGCAAUCGCUAUUCUCAUAUACUUCCAUUAAAGUAUUCGCUAUAUGACAUCUAUGUAAUUAGCACUGACGUAGAUAGAACUUUAAUGUCAGCAGAGGCAAACUUAGCUGGUUUAUAUCCACCUAUUGGAGGAGAAAUUUGGGAUAUUAAAAAAUGGAUGCCAAUACCAGUGCAUACUAUUCCAGAAAAUGAAGACCAUAUCCUUGCUGGAAAAAAAUAUUGCGAUAAAUAUGCUUAUGAAUUACAAAGAGUAUUAACUUCUCCCGAAAUGAAGAAGAUUGAUGAAGAUAACGCAGAGUUGUAUAAAUAUUUGAGUCAAGUAACAGGAAAGAGUAUAUCUUCUUUAGAAACCAUUGAAUACCUAUACAAUACUUUAUACAUUGAGGAACUAUAUAAUAAAACUUUGCCUGCAUGGACAGAAAAUGUAUAUCCAGAUAAAAUGAAAUCUUUAGCAUCCAAGAGUUUUACAAUUCAAGCUUACAAUAAAAUCCUUCAAAGAUUAAAAAUGGGUCCUUUGCUAAAAGAUAUGAUUGAGCAUAUGAAGCUGAAGUCCAAACAUGCUCUUAUUCCUAAUAGAAAAUUAUGGAUUUACAGUGCUCAUGAUGAUACUAUAGCUAACAUGAUGAUGACUUUAGGUGUAUUUGAACCUCACUGUCCUCCUUAUGCAGCAGUACUAUUAAUAGAAUUAAGACUUAACAAUCAAAAUAACUAUGUAGUCACAAUAUUUUAUAAAAAUUCCACUGGAGAGCCCACCCUAUUAACACUUCCUGGUUGUUUGGGUGCUUGCCCUCUGAAUCAAUUUAUUAAAUUAACAAAAGAUGUUAUUCCUGAUAACUGGGACAGAGAAUGUCUUUUGGCAUUUGAAAACUAUAAUUUUAGUAAUAAUACUAUUGCUAUAAUAGCAAUUUUGAUGUUGUCAGUACUGACGUUUAUUAUUUUGAUGGUAAUGAUCGUUGCAUUUUUUUUCUGGCAUUACAAAAGAGAACAUGAAAAGUAUUAUGCUCGGCUGUCAAUGGAUGCAUAAAAAUGCUUUCAUAUUUGACAUGGUUAGUCAAUGGAUCUUGGCAUUUAUUGUCUCGAAUUCAAAUUGCAUUUACUAAGAUUUGAAUACAAGAAAUUGUCAUGUGAUAAAAAACAAUGUCAUAAGUACAUUGACUGACUGAACACAGCGUAAAUGUUACCUAUUUUGUGUACAAGUUAUGUAAUGAGUUAUAUUUGUAACAAUUAUUGAAACUUUUAAUAUAGAUUGUAAGUAGCAUGAAAAUUAUUUAACUAUAUUUUAGAUAAAUGAAAUAUAACAAACAAUUGAUUCAAAAGAUCAGUUAGUUUAAAAGCUGUUAGAAAAAGAGAAACAAGAUUACACAUCACAUGUGCCAUUAUACAAGACUGAAAAUAUUAAGAAAUAUAAUUGAAAUUUUUAAUGAAAAUAAAACUUUUCUUUAAAAUUUGGAAAAAGAUUUAUUGAAAGUUCCAUGUACUUUGAAAAAACAAAAAAAAAGACUAGCUACUUAUGUGUGUAAAAUCUAUCCUAUUCCUUAGUAUAUGUAUUUACAUGUGAAAAAAUAUGUAUAAAUAUCACACUGAUCAGUACAUUGCUUCUAAAUUAAUAUUGAAUAAACUUCUUGACAGUGAAAUUCUGCAACUAAGAAUAAUAUCGGCACCUACAGAAUAUUAUCUGUCAAUAUCUUGACAGGUAAUAUCUGCAACUUUUUUUUCUUUAAUGUAUGUAAACGAAGGAAAUUAUAUAUUUCAGAAAGAACACUGUGAACAAUGAAUUGAUGUCAUCUAUAUAUUUUGAAACUGUGAUAAAAUAACAUAGAAUUGUAAAAGUAAAACAUAUUGUUUCAGAAAUCACAUUAUAGCAUUCGAUUUUUACAUAAUUAUAAAUUAUAAUUGUAAUAUAGUAUAUUGCUUCCGUAUGAAAAUACGCAUAUUUUUGCACAUGUAUAAAUUUGAUGCGUUACAAUAAAGAUAAAUAUUUGUUAAACUUCAAAGUUAUUUUAUUUAUUUAUUCCUUGCAUAAAGUACAUUUCGAAAUUCAUUUAACCAUGUCUGUGCAUGUGUGUGCGUGUGCGUGUACGUGUGGAUGCACAAUAUUUAAAAUUUAUACAAAAUGCAUCAUUCUUUGAAGCUAAAAACAAUGGGUAGAAACAAAAUUUUUUCAUUCGACACUGGUGAAUUACCAAAGUUGACAGUUCAAUAAAAAGAUCGAACCAUUUUGCAAUUCAAUCUGUUCGGCCAAAAAAAGUUAGAACUCCGUACUUUAGACACCUCUUAGUUAACUAAUUGAAAUAUCUUAGCAAAUAAUAAAUAUAUUCUAUUGCACGACGGAUCAUAUUUUAUAAAAUUGUAAGAGCUUUCUCUUAACAGCACAAAAACAUUAAAAUAUAUUAAUUUUGCAAUAAAUAUGUAAUACCUUAAAAAUGGCCAUUUUCGACAGUUAUUGGUACUUUUUGCAAUAACUAAUGAUCGAAAAUUAUCAUGCAAUAGCUUCAAAUGUAGCUUUUGAAUUUCUCUACAACUUAUAUCUAGACGUUUUUAUCUAAAAUGCAAACCAUGGCUUACAGGCUUCAAAAACAUGUUUUUGCAAACUUUGAUCUCUUCACUUAUUAAGGUCUAGGUAAAACAGGUUAGAUAUCGCCAAUCAAACUUUGCCAUUCAUAGGCAAAUCGAAAAAAAAUACUCGUAUUUUUUUCUAAUUUGCAAUGGUUUAUAAAAAAUUAUUGAAACAAAUUAUGACAAAAGUUGUUAUUUUGAAAAACUAAUGGCAGUAAUUAAUUCUACAGGAAAAAUCACGACUAAAACUUAUGUAUGAAUUUUUUAUAAGAUAUGAACUGUCAUUGUAAAACGGCUAUAGAAAGUAACUCCAUAACUACUUUGUAUAAUACGUUUUUUAUAACUAUUUACACUAAUAAAUGCAACUCUGAUGAAAGUGUUACACAGGUUUUCGUUGUGAUUUUUCUAGUAGAAUCGAUUGCUCUAAUCAGUUUUUCAAAAUAACAAAUUUUGUUUUAAUUUGUUUAAAUAAUUUUUUACAAACAAUCACAAAUGACAAUAGAAAAAACAGAGGUACUU
Molecule: messenger RNA, 3559 nt
Organism: Phymastichus coffea
Lineage: Eukaryota; Metazoa; Arthropoda; Insecta; Hymenoptera; Eulophidae
Product: prostatic acid phosphatase-like
Exons: 9
Coding region: 258-1508 (416 amino acids)
Biological process (GO): dephosphorylation
Molecular function (GO): phosphatase activity
Source: RefSeq, a predicted model, not a curated record